This is a messenger RNA of Chlorella variabilis, 2256 nucleotides long. RefSeq lists its product as hypothetical. Lineage: Eukaryota; Viridiplantae; Chlorophyta; Trebouxiophyceae; Chlorellales; Chlorellaceae. Bases 1 to 2256 code for a protein of 751 amino acids. The record is from RefSeq and is a predicted model, not a curated record. The transcript is spliced from 10 exons.
AUGGGCGCGGGCUGGCGGCGCUGGAGGGAGCGCAUCCAGCAGGGGAGCCCCCUGGGGGGCCGGGACUUCCAGCCCACCUCCAACGCGCGGUGCUCCACCAUGCUGGAGGAGGCGCGGCAGUUUGUGGUGCAACUGGAGAAGUGCGAGCGCGCCGUGCGGCAGAUGGCCGCCGCCAACGCCGAGGCCGUGGGCGCCAUCCGGGGCGUGAUGGCGGCGCCGCUGCCGCUGCGCUUCCAGGAGACGGCGGCGGGCAGCGGCGGGGCCUCCAGCGGGCCCUCCGCCAUCGGCGGCGACGGUUUCAGUGCCCACGCAAUGAGCAGGGCGGUGCAGGAGGCGACCCACAAGACAGAGGCGGAGGUUCUGGCGCCGCUGCAGAGGUGGCACGACGUCUACACCCAGCUGGCAGCACGCUACGGCGAGCUGGAGAGCCAGCGGCUGGAGGUGGACUCACGGCGCAGGACGGUGGCUGAGCUGUCCCACAAGGUGGACAGCCUGCGCGCGCAGCUGAGCAGCCGGGGCAGCGAUGCCAAGCAGGAGGCGGCGCUGGAGCAGAGCAUGCGCCGGCUGCAGCACAAGGAGAGCAAGCUGCAAGGCGAGCUAUACAGCGCUGCCUCCGAUGCUGCCGUCAUCACGCUUGUUUGGAAAAGCGCCGAGAAGCAAGCUGUGGGGUCCUCCCACAUGGCGGCGCAGAGCUUUGCGGACCUGGAGCAGCUGCUGCACCGAGACCUGGCCACGCUCAUCACGGAUGCGCGCUGGCUCAGGCACUAUGCCGCGGCGGCGCUGCGCCUGCAGGGCAAUGCGCUGCUGGGCGCGGCCGAGGCGUUUGGCCCGCUGCCGGCCCAGUCGCCGCCAGCCCGCAAGCUGGCAGAGCCCCCCAGCCCGCCACCUGGCAUUACAGGCGGGCUGGGCGCCAGCGCCGUCGGUGGCACGGCGCCCGCUUUUGCGGCGGGCCAGCUGGGCGAGGGCCCGCCGCCACACACACCGGAUGCGCAGCUGGCGCCGCUGGCACGCUUUCCAGUCUGCCCGCACCCAUUCACAGCCCCCGAUCGCCCUGCAACUACUGCGGCUGCAAAAAUGGGGGCCGGAUGGAGACGACUCAAGGAGAGGGUCCGGGAGUCUAUGCCCGGCGCUCACGACCUCACCAGCAACGCAAGGAACAAGGUGAUGAUGAAGACGGCCACCGACUUCAGCUUGCAGGUGCGCAAGUGCGAGAAGGCGAUCCGCGCCGCCCACGCCGCCAACGCGGAGCUGCUGUCGGCCACCAAGACGACGAUGACGCUGCCGCUGCCGCAAACGUACGAGGACACCAACGGCGGCGCCGGCUCCGCCACCUCCUCCCUCAACCUGGUGGGCGGGCCCACCUUCAAGGCGGACACAGUGAGCCGCGUGACAAACGAGUCGGGGCACAAGCUGGAAACGGAGGUGCUGGCGCCGCUGACGCGGUGGCAAGAGGUGCACCUGCAGCUCGCGGCUCGGUACAAGGACCUGGAGAACACGCGGCUGGAGCUGGACUCGCGCCGCCGCACGGUCACGGAGCUGUCCACCAAGGUGAGCGCGAUGCGCGCGCGGCUGGGCGCGGGCGGCGGCGGCGCCAAGCCCGAGCAGAAACUGGAUGCCACCAUCCGCCUGCUGUCGCACAAGGAGGCCAAGCUCAAAGUCACCACCCAGAAUUUUGACCAGCAGGAGGCGCUGCUGGCUCGCGACCUGGCGGCGCUGAUAGCCGACGGGCAGUACCUGAAGCACUACGUUGCGGCGGCGCUGCGGCUGCAGGGCGGCGCGCUGCUGGGCGCGGCGGACGCGUUUGGCGAGCUGACCAGCGCGCCGGCGCCGCCGGCUGCGGCGCCCUCGCCCGUCGGCACGCCCACCGGCGCCCUGGCGGCCGCGGGCACCGGAGCGGCAGGCUUUGGCAUGUUCACGCAAGGCCCGCCGCCUGCGGUGGGCAUGGCGGGGCCGCCGGCGGGCCCCGCGCCAGAGGCCUCCAACCCCUACCACUCGGCGGGCAGCCUGGGCUCUGGCGGCCCCGUCACCGGCAGCCUGGCGGCAGACCGCCCCGCGGGCUAUAGCAGCGGCGGCGGCAGCGGCGGCGGCUCGCUGGGCAGCACCAAGCGCUUCUCGGAGCCAGAGGCGGGGGACAAGGCGGCGGCGCCGCUGGGCAAGGGCGCAGAGGGCGGCGUGCCGGCGGCGCGCUACCCUGUGACCGAGCAGCCCGCGCCUUCGGACAACCCCUACAGCGUGCGCAACUACAGCUAUGCAUGA